Messenger RNA from Nannospalax galili (Upper Galilee mountains blind mole rat), 5250 nucleotides. RefSeq names its product zinc finger and BTB domain containing 5 (gene Zbtb5). The coding region runs from base 1007 to 3040 and encodes 677 amino acids. Gene Ontology annotation, biological process: regulation of transcription by RNA polymerase II. Gene Ontology annotation, cellular component: nucleus. Gene Ontology annotation, molecular function: DNA-binding transcription factor activity, RNA polymerase II-specific; RNA polymerase II cis-regulatory region sequence-specific DNA binding; protein binding. The record is from RefSeq and is a predicted model, not a curated record. NCBI's taxonomy places the organism in Eukaryota, Metazoa, Chordata, Mammalia, Rodentia, Spalacidae. The transcript has 2 exons.
CGCAGGCGUCCCCCGUGCCCCGACGCCCGGUUGUCUGCGCGGGGUGGGGCAGGGGCGCGUGGCCCUGCGGGUUUCGAGCUGGUGACGGAGCUCUCCGGGAUGGCGUGGGAACGGCCUCCGGACCUGCCUCCGGGCACGCCGAGCGGACGAGCUGCUGCCCUGCGCGGUGGGGGUGGGUGGCUCUCCUGCCCCGGUCCCGGGUCUUCCUGAGUGGAGCAAUGAGGUUUCUGUUCUUCGGGGCAAGGCCAUAGGCAGUCCGGACUCCGGUGGCGACUACCGGGGUGGAGUCAGUGCUUUGGAAUGCCCUAACUUGUUAGACCAAAGUGUUCAGUAGGCAUUUACCGAAUGCCCACUUCUUCCAGGCUUCGUGCUAGGAGCCGUGGGAUGCGGGGGUAAGAGUCAUCCCAUCGCUCCCUCAGGAGAACCGGCAGCUUUGCACAAAAACUGUCUAAGACAGUGGAUUAAGGGGGCUUGAAGGUUAGUUUCUUUUAUUUUCCAAAAUGCCAUUUGCUAUGGUCAUACUGCAUCCUCGUAUAGUGGAAGAUACUGUAGAAGCCACAUUUUAAGUGUUUAACUUGGAGGACCAAUUUUUUAGAUAGAGAUACAGCCAAGUCUUGAUUCCUUAGUCGUGUGCCCCCGGGUCUGGUUAAUUUAAAUGAGUAAACUCCUAAAAAUUGAAACAAAAAUAUUUUCAAAAUAUGUCCUUGUGCUUUUAAGUUGCAGUAACAUGUUACGUACUUUGGAUUUUUAGAGGGUGAGUACUGUGCUGUCAUCAUUACUGAUUGUAUGAGAUGUGCCUUUGAUUUUAAAAGGUGAACUGGGCACCCCAUUAUUUUUCUGGAGGUUUUUGUUUUUAUUUGCCAGUCAGUGGAGAAGGGAGAGGACAGGCAGAGGAGAGCAUUUUAGAGAAAAGCCUUUACACCCAAGGGAGACGGUCACUAUUUGCUUUAACCCUUCUGGAAAUCUUGGCAAACUUGAAGACUGCUGCCGGUGAUCUGCCAGGACAAUGGAUUUUCCUGGUCACUUUGAACAGAUCUUUCAGCAGCUGAACUACCAGAGACUUCACGGCCAGCUCUGUGACUGUGUCAUCGUAGUGGGGAACAGGCAUUUUAAAGCCCACCGCUCUGUGCUGGCAGCAUGCAGCACACAUUUCCGAGCUCUGUUCUCAGUGGCAGAGGGAGAUCAGACGAUGAACAUGAUCCAGCUGGAUAGUGAGGUAGUGACAGCAGAGGCCUUUGCUGCACUGAUUGACAUGAUGUAUACCUCCACCCUCAUGCUGGGGGAGAGCAACGUUAUGGAUGUCUUAUUGGCAGCCUCUCACCUGCAUUUGAACUCUGUUGUUAAGGCAUGUAAACAUUACCUGACAACAAGGACGCUGCCCAUGUCUCCCCCCAGUGAGCGAGGUGUUCAGGAGCAGAGUGCCCGCAUGCAGCGCUCUUAUAUGCUGCAGCAGCUGGGACUGAGCAUCGUGAGCUCGGCCCUCAAUUCCAGCCAGAGUGGCGAGGAGCCACCAGCCCCCAUGAGCUCCUCCUUGCGAAGCACCCUGGACCAGCGCACACCCUUCCCCAUGAGACGCCUUCACAAGCGGAAGCAGUCUGCAGAGGAGCGGGCCCGGCAGCGCCUCCGACCCUCCAUGGAUGAGUCUGCCAUUUCAGAGGUCACUCCAGAGAGCGGGCCUUCGGGGGUUCAUUCUCGGGAGGAGUUCUUUUCACCAGAUUCUCUGAAAAUUGUGGAUAAUCCUAAACCUGAUGGAAUGGCUGACACCCAGGAAGACAGCACUAUGAUGUUUGACCAGUCUUUUGGGGCUCAAGAAGAUGCCCAGGUGCCCAGCCAGUCUGACAACAGUGCGGGCAACCUGGCCCAGCUGUCCAUGGCUUCUCGUGCAACUCAGGUUGAGACUAGCUUUGAGCAGGAAGCUGCAGCUGAGAAAAGCAGUUUCCAGUGUGAAAACCCCGAGGUUGGCCUUGGGGAGAAGGAACACAUGAGAGUGGUGGUGAAAUCUGAACCCCUGAGCUCACCUGAGCCGCAGGACGAAGUGAGCGAUGUGACCUCCCAAGCAGAAGGCAGUGAGUCUGUGGAGGUGGAAGGAGUUGUGGUCAGUGCUGAGAAGAUAGACCUGAGCCCCGAAAGCAGUGAUCGGAGUUUUUCAGAUCCCCAGUCCAGCACAGACAGGGUAGGGGACAUCCACAUUUUGGAAGUCACAAAUAACUUAGAACAUAAGUCCUCGUUUAGUAUUUCAAAUUUCCUUAACAAGAGCCGGGGAGGUAACUUUAGCGCUAGUCAGAGCAACGAUGAUAAUAUCCCAAACACCACCAGUGACUGCAGGCUGGAGGGCGAGGCCCCAUACUUGCUGAGUCCAGAGGCUGGGCCUGCAGGCGGGCCUUCCUCUGCCCCUGGCUCCCAUGUGGAGAACCCAUUCAGUGAGCCUGCAGAGUCCCACUUUGUCAGGCCCAUGCAGGAGGUAAUGGGGCUGCCAUGUGUACAGACCUCAGGCUACCAAGGGGAACAGUUUGGGAUGGAUUUUUCUAGGUCUGGCCUGGGCCUUCACUCUUCCUUCUCCAGGGUAAUGAUGGGUUCCCCAAGAGGAGGAGCUAGUAACUUUCCAUACUACCGCCGCAUUGCUCCAAAAAUGCCAGUUGUAACUUCCGUUAGGAGUUCACAGAUCCCUGAAAACUCUGCCAGUUCUCAGCUGAUGAUGAAUGGGGCCACCUCCUCAUUUGAAAAUGGCCACCCUUCCCAGCCUGGCCCUCCACAGUUGACCAGGGCAUCUGCUGAUGUCUUGUCAAAGUGCAAGAAGGCCUUAUCAGAGCACAAUGUCUUGGUCGUGGAAGGAGCUCGCAAAUAUGCUUGCAAGAUCUGCUGUAAAACCUUUCUGACUCUGACAGAUUGCAAGAAGCACAUCCGUGUCCACACAGGUGAAAAGCCUUACGCCUGCUUAAAGUGCGGCAAGAGGUUCAGUCAGUCCAGCCACCUGUACAAACACUCAAAGACCACCUGCUUGCGCUGGCAGAGCAGCAACCUCCCCAGCACUUUGCUCUAACCAUCUGUCCUCGUGAGACAAUGUGUAGGCCAGUUCUGGGACUGAAACUAAAAUCACUGUUGGCUGCAGCUGACCAUUGGACUCGGCUUCAGCUGCCCAGUGGCUUUUGCAGAUUCUGAGUAGUAAGCUGAGAACUGUGUAGCACUUACACUACACUGUUCUGAGUGAAGUGUGCACCUGGGGAGAAGGAUGCUAUCUGCGGAACCAAGUCUUUCCUUAGGGUUGACUAACGCAGUCAUGAAGUAGCUUGUCACUGAUGUUAAGAGUGGCAUAUUUAAAAAUUAAAAAUGAAAAUGCAAAAAAAAUUUUUUAACAAUUUUUAAAAGCUCUGUGAAGCAUUUAAUUAAAUUUUCUGCACCCUCUGAUGGGAAUAGUGUGUCCCUGUACAGCGAUGCAAACGCACUUAUGUGUAACCAGUGGUGACUUGGUGCCUGUCUGAAAGGAAGGCCCUGGAGGACGUGCGUGUCUGCCACAAAUGCUUUAAAGUGUAUCCUGAGCUAGUCCUAGGCCUCUGAAAGUGCUGUAUUCUUAAUUUUUAUCUGAGUUGCAGUCCAGACACUGCCCUCUGAUGGUGCUGACACUGGGUCCAGGGGAGAAUUCCCCAGGACUAACAGAUGUAUAUACUUUUGAAUAUAUCUCUGUGGGAUAGAUGUUUUAAGAGUUGUUUUUUUUUUCUGGUUUUAAAAACAAAGUUGUAAAUGGAGUAUGUACUUGUAGGGAGUGACAGUGAGGUGGUGUUUCUGUCUGUGUGAUCUUAGCAGUAUUUUAACCAACUUGUGUUACCGAUGUUGCAAUUCCAUUUGGAAGUCAGAAAAAAGCUAGUGUUUGUCUUUGUUCUGAUAAUGUAGACUCCUGUUUUGUGGGAUUUUCAUGGUACAUUUGCCCUUCAUUCCAUCCAGACAUCGAAGACCAAUCCAGUCUGGCACAUCCCACCCGAGGACAAGCUGUUCUUGCUUUGUUACUUCUCACUCCUGUACCCCAUAUGGUAUCUCUCCUGGGCUUAGUUAAACUAACCCAAAACUAUUCCAUUCCCCCAUUCUACUGCUACAUACUAUGCUUUAAAAGCUACACCUAAACUUUAACCCAAUACUCAGGGUUUAAAGUUACCGGAAAUCUAAAUGUAGUAGUGUUCAUGGCUUAAUAUUUUUCAGACUCUAGAAGAGUUAGGCAGCCCAUAGCAUAUAGAGUUUACCCAGUAGCAUCCAAGCCUCUUGGAGGUACAUUAGGUUCUCUGCCACGGCCUGUGCCCCCCCCCCCGCCUUGUCUGCUGACACUGUGCUGGCAGGUCUGUUGGUGCCCUUUGUAGGCUAUAUCCUGGCUCCUGUGUACCCAGUGGAACAGUACAGGUUCAUGCAUUGUCUGUAGAACUUGUUUAGUUUAUGCACGAACAGGAAUUUAUUUUUUAUUCAGCUUUUUCAGAGAUACCAAACCAUUGUGCAUAAUUCAGAGAAUUCAGUUCUUCAGUUUAGAAAGCCAAGUAUGUAUUUACUAAAACAAAAAUGAGCGUGUCUCCUAAGCUGCUGUGACCAUGCAUCUGUGGCUAACCCUGUAAUGUUCUGAGAGGGCAUGCUAUCUACUGUGAACUGAUUCCCAGGUAGGAAAGUCCAAAUGGAAACCUGUAACCCCUCCUGACCAUUAGGGGCCAUGGGUCACCUUCAGGAGGUAGGGACCAGUAUCCUGUGAGAUUAAUCUUGGGAAUCAGGUAGGUCAACAUGGAAAACAAGAGAUGCCCUGCCUGGCUCCAGGUGAGCUAGUGCCACGGGCAGAGCAGUGGCAGCCCUCCUUCCCUUCUGUCUAAAGGAGGUGGUGCCUAGAGCCUACUUCCUCACCCCAGCUUGGAUACAGUGGACUUUGCUUUGGGGCCUGUCCCUGACACACUCAGAGCCUGCCUUUCCACUGCUAGAUGGACCUGGAAUCUCUCAUCUACCUCGUAGUCAGUCUCUACGUGUGAGAAGCAAGCUUGUGGGCCAGUGUCCUUGGACAUGUAGCACUUCAAGAAUUCCAAGGGUCCCUGGAAAACCAGACCCAGGGUUCCUAUGAUUUGGAGUUUUCUAACUGGUAUUGGGGACCUGACUUUCGAUUUUAGCCUUAAUUAUAUCUGGCAUAAUCAUGUACAACCUACUCUGGUGAUCACAUCAAGAUCUAGAUGCACCGUCAAUGGUGCUAUGCUGGUCAGAACAGAUUUUGAAAUAAAACAUUUGUCAUAUUUA